Molecule: messenger RNA, 2411 nt
Organism: Neoarius graeffei (lesser salmon catfish)
Lineage: Eukaryota; Metazoa; Chordata; Actinopteri; Siluriformes; Ariidae
Product: G protein pathway suppressor 2-like
Exons: 12
Coding region: 153-1181 (342 amino acids)
Biological process (GO): regulation of transcription by RNA polymerase II
Cellular component (GO): transcription regulator complex
Molecular function (GO): transcription coregulator activity
Source: RefSeq, a predicted model, not a curated record
GUGACACCGGAAGUAGUUACCCACCGCUACACAGCAACAAAAACAGACCACAUCCGGCGGAUACAUUUGAGAUGGGGUUAGAGAAUGUCCUGUAGCUCACUAGCUCUGUUUUCUGUGUCAUAAAAGUCACGUUCGAGGUUUGGUGAGUAGUAAUGCUGGCCCCUCCGCUCCCCGUCACCAUGCCUGCUCUACUGGAGAGACCAAAACUGUCCAACGCCAUGGCCAGAGCCUUACACAAACACAUCAUGAGGGAGAGAGAGCGCAAGAGACAAGAGGAGGAAGAAGUAGACAAAAUGAUGGAGCAGAAGAUGAAAGAGGAAGAAGAGCGGAAAAGGACAAAAGAGAUGGAGGAAAGAAUGUCACUGGAGGAAACAAAAGAACAGGUUCAGAAAAUGGGGGAGAAACUGCAGGGUUUGCAGGAGGAGAAACAUCAGCUCUUCCUGCAACUUAAAAAAGUCCUUCAUGAGGAGGAGAAGCGACGAAGGAAGGAACAAAGUGAUAUUACAACACUGACUUCAGCCAGUUACCAACCCAGUAUACCUCUGCACUCAGGACAGCACCUGCUCAGCUUGCAAGGCAGUCCUGUGAAUCACAGUAGGCCUGGGGGUCUGUUGGCAGAACGUGGUAAACAGUUGUUUCAGACACCUGCUAUCCCUGGCCGUCACUUCCCUGCUCAACCUGCUUUCACUUCAGGCUCUACUGAGCAUGCUCAGUUUUCAGCCAGCCCUGCAGUUCAUGAGGCGUAUGCAGUCACACAGACUCAGCACCCCUCCACCUACGGCCCAGCUGCAUCGGUCCCCAUCAGCUUCUCAGGAACGCAGAUCAGGGCUGGUGCUUCAGCUUUCCAGACCAUGCCCUACCUGUCCCAUCAGCCGCAGGGUUACGCUGUCCACAGUCACUUUGCUUCCCAGCCAGGAUUCCUUCCCAGUGCCACUAUACCCCUUCAGAAGCAGUUGGAACAUGCCAAUCAGCAGUCUGGUUUCACUGACUCGGGUGCCCUGAGACCCAUACAUGCACAGGCUCUACAUGCAAGUGCUGCAGGACUGCUGCCAGCACCUUCAUUGACUGUUCAAAUUCCUACUGCAAAGGCCCCAUUUCAGAGCUCUCCUCAGCCAGCUCCCCGUCACACUUUCCUCUCCCACCCACAAGCUGGACAGAGAUUCUAUCACCAUAGCAAGUAAUCAUAAGCAGAACAUGGUGUUUUGGUUUUGUUUUGGGUUUUUUUUUAACUCAUGUGGCCAGUAACCAAAAUGACCAUCACCCUGGGUUAGAAAGGGUCAAAUAAUGUUUGUAACUGUAGCGAUCUGAUUUGGAUGGUCUCUAAAAUGUAAAUACACUUCAUGUUGAUUUAUUUUGUGGCUUCUCUUAAAAAUAUUAUAUGGGGGAAAGGUUUCAUCGAUGAAUCACUAGGGUUGUUUUUUUUUUUUUUUUGUAUAAUGGAUACAUUUGUUGUCAGAACUGAUUUAAAGACAUUUGUUCAGACUGAAUAAAAUUACAUCUAAAACAUGAACAGUACACAAUUUUUGCAUAUCCUGUACAUACUUUCAUAUUGACAUGAUUGAUUGUUGUAAAUAGAUGUGUUGGAUGCCAACUGGAAACAUUUACAGGCAGAUGUUUUUACCACUGUAGAGGACCUUGUUUUUAAACCAAAAGUAUGUUUGACAACUGUGGCUAGAUUUUUAUUUGUACUAGAAGGUUCUUAGAUAACUGAGUAACUUUUGCUGUCACCUGGCCAAAAGCUGUUCAUUUUAGUCAAUACAAAAUCAUUGGCAACCCUGAGGAAAACUAGAAAAAGACGACAUCUUCGACAGUAAAAUACGUUGUGGCUUAUUCAUGAUUCAAGGGAGACUGCUCUGAAUAUUAAAUCUGCACAACAUUUCAAGAUUCUCAGUAAGACUGGUCUGUACGAGACAUCUCUGUGGUGCAAAAGUGUGCUUUUUUUUUUUUUUGGAGGGGGGGGUGCUGCUUACAAUUUAGCCUAACCUGUCUUUGGUGAAAUAGAUUGUACUAAAUUGUGCCUUGACCUCUGGCAAGGAAAAAGCCCCAAAGCAUCAAUUAUCAAUGAAUAUUCCAUAAAUAGUACUCCCUAGUUAACAUGAGGUAUGACAUGUAUUUGUUAGUCUUUUCAUAUCAAGCAUAACAAUUUGUGGAAAAGUUGUUUUAGGAUGUCUGCCAACCAGGCUUCUCAUCUCAUCUCAUUAUCUGUAGCCAAUUUAUCCUGUUCUACAGGGUCGCAGGCAAGCGGGAGCCUAUCCCAGCUGACUACGGGCGAAAGGCGGGGUACACCCUGGACAAGUCGCCAGGUCAUCACAGGGCCGACACAUAGACACAGACAACCAUUCACACUCACAUUCACACCUACGGUCAAUUUAGAGUCACCAGUUAACCUAACCUGCAUGUCUUUGGACUGU